AUGUAUGUGAAAUGGUUUGAUACAGUAAUGUUUUACUAUGUGAUUUUAGUGUAUUUAGUGAAUGUCACUUUUUCACAUUUUUAAAUUUCCCGCUGUUCCAUCCCCGUACGUCCUGACGUCGCAGGGAAUGGAACCCAGAGACAGAUGCCGGCAUCAGCCAGAGGACAUUGCCGGGGACACUGCAGGGGGGACAUAGCGGGAGCAAAGGACAAGGUAAGUGAAGAGGAGAGAUCCUGAAGCAGCGCUGCAAUGUAUUCCCGAGUGUAGCUCGGGGUUACCGCUUGUGCUACACUCGGGAAUACCUCCAGGGAGGUUA
Messenger RNA from Staurois parvus, 316 nucleotides. NCBI's taxonomy places the organism in Eukaryota, Metazoa, Chordata, Amphibia, Anura, Ranidae. The record is from the annotation of a GenBank genome assembly.